AUGACAGACCCCGAGAAAACAUCCCGAGAAUCGAGUUCCUCGGAUAAUCUCGAUGUGACGCCAAAGUCACCACCCGUUGAUGCCACCACAGGAACAGAUCUAGAGAGUCAAGAUCAAAAAAUAGUAGUACCGCCAUUACAGUGGAAUGGUUCGGAUGAUCCAGAUAAUCCUCUCAAUUGGCCUAGAUGGAAGAAGAACUGGCAUGUUUUUACUCCAGCGUUGAUCUCGUUUUCUGCAACCCUCGGCUCCUCACUCAUAUCCCCCGGCAUUCCAUUCAUCUCCCGUACCUUCCAUACCAGUCCGACCGUCUCCCUCCUUCCCCUCUCGACCUACGUCCUAGCCCUCGCCCUAGGUCCCCUCCUCGCAGCCCCCCUCUCCGAGUCCCUCGGUCGCAAACCCGUCUAUCUACUCUCAGUGCCCCUCGGCUGCAUCUUCACUCUCGGCUGCGGCUUCUCCCAAAACAUCGCAAGUCUUUUUAUCCUGCGUUUCUUCGCCGGUAUGGCGUUCAGUCCCGCUUUGGCGAUUGGAGCAGGCAGUAUUGCGGAUUGUUUUACUGCGGAAAAGAGAGCGCGUCCUAGUGCAUGGUAUGUUAUGAGUCCGUUUUUGGGACCGGCUUUGGGACCUGUCAUAGGUUCCUUCGUCACCGUCCACAAAUCCUGGCGCUGGACCCAAUGGACACUAAUCUUCUUCUCCAUCUUUUCUUUCCUCCCUCUACUCUUUACCUCCGAAACCCUGCACUCACGCAUCCUCACGCGUCGCGCCAAAUCUCUGAAUCAACCUCUCCCAGCCUCUCCAUUUCCCUCGAACGCAGCGAAGAUAAAAUUCCUCCUAACAGUCACCCUUUUCCGACCCAUCCACAUGCUCUGUUCUGAGCCCAUCGUCGCCUUCUUGAGUCUCUACGUCGCGUUCAAUUUCUCCGUUCUUUUUAGUUUCUUCGCCGCUUUUCCGUAUGUGUUCAGGACGGUAUAUGGAUUUGACACCGAACAGAAUGGAUUGGUUUUCUUAGCGAUUGGAGCUGGAUGUUUUCUGGCUAUCAUCACAGUUCUUCUCUGUGAUACGUUCUUAUAUCAGCCUAUCGUCAAAAAAUCCCACGAAGAAGGGAGAUCGGGGAUUGUAGCCCCGGAAUAUCGUUUAUAUCCUGCAAUGCUAGGAAGUUUGGGGCUGCCGGCUGGAUUGUUUUGGUUUGCAUGGAGUGCGAGGGAUGGUGUUCAUUGGAUAGUGCCUGUAAUUGGAGCCGUGCCUUUUGCAUGGGGAAAUUUGUCGGUAUUUAUUGGUGAGCUAUGGUCAUACGUUCUCCUUCAUGUUCGUUUACUAACACGCGAGGAUGAAGCAUCAGCAAACUAUCUGAUCGAUACCUAUCAAGCAUUAAAUGGGGCAUCAGCACUAGCAGCAAAUGGGCUUUUGAGAUAUGUUUCCGGUGCAGCAUUCCCAUUAUUCACAUUGCAGAUGUAUAAAAUCCUGGGAAUUGGAUGGGCAACGAGUUUGUUGGCUUUUAUUGUUGUAGGUUUGCUGCCUGUCCCGUGGGUGUUGUGGAUCUGGGGAAAGAGGAUUAGAAGUGGCAGUGCAUAUGAUACUAUCAAAGCGUAA
Botrytis fragariae is the source of this 1587-nucleotide messenger RNA. RefSeq names its product putative mfs multidrug transporter protein. The transcript has 3 exons. Gene Ontology annotation, cellular component: membrane. The record is from RefSeq and is a predicted model, not a curated record. Bases 1 to 1587 code for a protein of 528 amino acids. Lineage: Eukaryota; Fungi; Ascomycota; Leotiomycetes; Helotiales; Sclerotiniaceae. Gene Ontology annotation, biological process: transmembrane transport; spermine transport; spermidine transport. Gene Ontology annotation, molecular function: spermine transmembrane transporter activity; spermidine transmembrane transporter activity.